ACACAGGAAUCUUACAAGUAUUGUUUGUUCUUUAGUCCUUUUUUCAACCUACGAAUACUCUAUAUACCCGCUGGCAUUGGAAUGCGAUGACCUCAACCGGAGGACUUUCUAGGCGAAGAGUUGGCGGGACCUCAUCGUCUUCAGCAACCUCGGACGACGCCUCAAACGGCGGUUGGGGCUCCUCCAAUGGACCCGCUUUAAAUGGCACAGCUGGUUCUCAUGCUGGCUCAGCAUUCGAGGGUGGAAGUAAGAUAGCAUACGACCCACGCGACUUGGAUAGAGACAAGGAGGAGACUCGGCAAGGAGGUAAAAUGCCCCGUUUGACCAUAAUGGAAGAAGUGCUACUCCUUGGUUUGAAGGACAAGCAAGGCUAUCUCUCUUUCUGGAACGAUAACAUAUCGUAUGCACUACGUGGUUGCAUUCUGAUCGAACUUGCGCUUCGUCGGCGGAUAGCUCUCGUCAAAGAUGCAAACCGUCGAAGAAACCCGCUCCCUGACCGCUUGGUCGAAGUGAUAGAUGACAGACAGACGGGAGAGACAAUUCUUGAUGAAACGCUGAGAAUGAUGAAAGGUCAAGAGUCAGACAAGAUAUCAAUAAAUGGAUGGAUCGAUCUUCUAAGCGGCGAGACAUGGAACGUGAUGAAAAUCGGAUAUCAGCUAAAGCAGGUUCGCGAACGGCUUGCAAAAGGACUUGUAGACAAGGGGGUGCUGCGCACCGAGAAGCGCAAUUUCCUUUUGUUUGACAUGGCCACUCAUCCUGUCGCAGACGUACGGACGAAAGAGGCGAUCAUUUCGCGCGUCGUCUCGCUACUUACCGCCGCUACUUCUACCGUGCCUCCAUCAGCUCUGGAUAAGGAAGGUACACAAUGCAGGGUGAUGCGAUCAGUCUGUCUGGCUUGUGCGGCAUAUGCUGCCAGUGUGUUGGACAAUGCCUUUGGGCGAUUGACGUAUGAAGACCGAGAGGGUGCAUUCCAGCGGUGCGACGAUGUGCUGGCCGAGUUUGCUUGCUGGCCUUUUGGAAGUGCAUCUGCGACAGGAACGGGGAGCUCACGCAGGCGGGAGACAGUUAGGAUUGGAAUGGGGAGCAAUCCUGCUACUGGACGUGAGUCUGUGCUUGGACUGCUGCAAGAGGUGAAGAAGGAGAUGAAUGGCGAGGAAGAUCUUGGAUUCGAACUUGUUGCGGGAGUGCUGGAGGUUCUUUCAAAACUAGACUCGCUUUUGUGAGAGGACAUCCACGUUUGAUAUUCUGAUUUUUGCUGUUUUUCUCCACGAAGUCUUCGUAUAGCCUUUUUAUCUAGCUAGCUUUUGAAUUUUUUGUGCAUUAAUCCUAUUCUCAUCGUAUUUUCUUGC
This is a messenger RNA of Serpula lacrymans var. lacrymans S7.9, 1349 nucleotides long. RefSeq lists its product as uncharacterized. The transcript is spliced from 3 exons. Gene Ontology annotation, cellular component: cytosol; trans-Golgi network; Golgi cisterna. The coding region runs from base 87 to 1223 and encodes 378 amino acids. Gene Ontology annotation, molecular function: phosphatidylinositol-4-phosphate binding. Lineage: Eukaryota; Fungi; Basidiomycota; Agaricomycetes; Boletales; Serpulaceae. Gene Ontology annotation, biological process: Golgi vesicle budding; Golgi to plasma membrane protein transport; Golgi organization. The record is from RefSeq and is a predicted model, not a curated record.